CGCGCCCCCGCGCCCGGCCCGGCGUCGGGAGCGCGCUCUGUGUGGCCGCUGCCGCCAUGUUGUUGUGGUUGUGAGGAGGAGGCGGCGACGGCGGAGGAGCACCCCGACGAGACGCUCCAGCGGCCCAGGCGCUGCCCCCCGCCGGCCCUGGCUGGGAGCCUCGUGGGGUGGCGGAGGAGGCCGUGCCGUGGCGGGCCUCACCAUGUCCUGCCGCCCGUGAACCUGUGGUGACCUUAUAAAAGGAUCAGAAAUAGGGAGGAGGAAAACUGAGUGAAAAGUAGAACAGAGAAGAGGAAGUAAAGAGGUGAGAUAUAUAUGAUUUUCUUGUGAGACCUUCUAGUAGAAAAAGUUCUUGGGACAAAGUUCUUGAUUCAGGCAUAAAGGAAAGAAAAGCUUUGCCAUACACUGAAGAAGGGACGGGGAUCUCUCCUCCUAAUCUGGGCCUCCUGUCAUGGAUGAAGAGACUCGGCACAGCCUUGAGUGCAUCCAGGCCAAUCAGAUCUUUCCCAGGAAGCAGCUGAUCCGGGAGGAUGAGAAUCUUCAGGUUCCUUUCCUUGAACUUCAUGGAGAAAGCACAGAGUAUGUGGGCCGUGCUGAGGAUGCCAUCAUUGCCCUUUCUAAUUACAGACUUCAUAUCAAGUUCAAGGAGUCUCUUGUUAAUACUGCCUCUCAAUCUACUGCUUCUGAAGUCCCAGUUCCAUUACAGCUUAUAGAAAGUGUUGAAUGCCGAGAUAUAUUUCAGCUUCAUUUGACUUGCAAAGAUUGCAAAGUUAUCAGGUGUCAGUUUUCAACUUUUGAGCAAUGUCAAGAGUGGCUUAAGAGACUGAACAAUGCAAUCCGACCACCUGCUAAAAUAGAAGAUCUCUUCUCAUUUGCAUACCAUGCUUGGUGCAUGGAGGUUUAUGCCAGUGAAAAAGAGCAACAUGGAGACCUGUGCAGACCAGGGGAACAUGUAACAUCAAGGUUUAAAAAUGAAGUGGAGCGGAUGGGUUUUGAUAUGAUCAAUGCCUGGAGGAUUUCCAACAUCAAUGAGAAGUACAAGCUGUGUGGUAGCUAUCCUCAGGAACUCAUAGUGCCUGCCUGGAUCACUGACAAAGAACUGGAAAGUGUAGCAGGCUUCAGGUCCUGGAAGCGCAUCCCUGCCGUCAUCUACAGGCACCAGAGCAAUGGAGCUGUCAUUGCCCGCUGCGGGCAGCCGGAGGUCAGCUGGUGGGGCUGGCGAAAUGCUGAUGAUGAGCACCUGGUGCAGUCAGUAGCCAAAGCUUGUGCCUCCAACUCCCGAUCGAGUGGCAGCAAGCUGUCAACUAGGAACAGUUCUCGAGACUUUCCCAAUGCAGGAGACCUUUCUGAUGUGGAGUUUGAUUCUUCUCUGUCACAUGCUUCAGGAGCAGAGAGUUUAGCCAUCCAACCUCAGAAGCUUUUGAUUUUGGAUGCACGUUCUUAUGCUGCAGCUGUUGCAAACAGAGCCAAAGGAGGAGGCUGUGAAUGCCCAGAGUAUUACCCCAACUGUGAAGUUGUGUUUAUGGGGAUGGCAAAUAUUCAUUCAAUCCGGAGGAGUUUUCAGUCUCUGCGGUUGCUGUGCACACAGAUGCCAGAUCCGGGAAAUUGGCUCUCAGCUCUUGAAAGCACAAAAUGGCUCCAUCACCUGUCUGUGCUUUUGAAGUCGGCACUUUUGGUAGUGCAUGCUGUGGAUCGUGAUCAGCGACCAGUGCUAGUGCACUGCUCAGAUGGCUGGGACCGCACCCCCCAGAUCGUGGCAUUGGCUAAGCUCUUGCUGGACCCUUAUUACCGAACCAUAGAGGGUUUCCAGGUCCUCGUGGAGAUGGAGUGGCUGGAUUUUGGUCACAAGUUCGCUGAUCGGUGUGGUCAUGGGGAGAACUCUGAUGAUCUCAACGAGCGUUGCCCAGUGUUUCUGCAGUGGCUUGACUGUGUGCAUCAGCUUCAGAGGCAAUUUCCUUGCUCUUUUGAGUUCAAUGAAGCAUUCCUUGUGAAACUGGUGCAACAUACCUAUUCCUGCCUCUUUGGAACAUUCCUGUGCAACAACGCCAAGGAGAGAGGGGAAAAGCAUACUCAGGAACGGACAUGCUCCGUGUGGUCGCUGCUUCGGGCAGGCAACAAGGCUUUCAAAAACCUACUGUAUUCCUCUCAGUCAGAAGCCGUGCUGUACCCUGUGUGCCAUGUGCGUAACCUGAUGCUGUGGAGUGCAGUGUACCUGCCCUGCCCAUCCCCGUCCACCCCUGUGGAUGACAGCUGUGCACCAUACCCUGCCCCUGGCAGCAGCCCUGAUGAUCCACUCCUGAGCCGGCUACCAAAGACUAGAUCAUUUGACAAUCUGACCACAGCCUGCGACAACACGGUGCCUCUAGCCAGCCGGCGCAGUAGCGACCCAAGCCUGAAUGAGAAGUGGCAGGAGCACCAGCACAGGCGCUCCCUGGAGUUAAGCAGCCUGGCUGGUCCUGGAGAGGAGCCUCUGGAUCCCGACAGCCUGGGCAAGCCAACCAAAGUGCUGGGAGGCGCAGAACUAUCUGUUGCAGCUGGAGUGGCUGAGGGGCAGAUGGAGAACAUUUUGCAAGAGGCCACCAAAGAGGAGAGUGGGGCAGAGGAGACUGUCCAGAGGGGGAGCGUCCUGAUGCAGGAGGUCACAGAGGAGGCUCUCUUAGAAAAGGAAAGCAGGGCGCAGGCCCCUGAGGACUCAGCCAUUGUCCUUCCUCAAGCACCACCGCUGGAUCCUGCUGUUCUGAGGAGCCCUCCAGGCAUCGGUCUUCCUGAUGAGCAGGGCGGGCACAGUGUUCUUCCCAGCUCUCUCCAGGAGCCCCCCAUGGGAGAGGAGGUACUGGAGGUCCCUGUAGAACAGCCUCAAAUAGGAGAUAUCGCAGAGGAGAGGGAGGAAGCAAUGACUACAAUCCCAGUUGAUGAAAAAAUUGGUUAUGGUACCUCACAGUCAAGUUCUCCGCUGCUCUCGCAAGUCCCAUUUGAGGGCAGAGGACCAAGCAUAGACAGCUCUUUGGACAUGUUAAUGGAAGAUAAAGUGAAGUCGGAAAGUGGGCUUCCUCAUAGACCUUUCCUGGUAAACAGUGGCAGGCUCAGUGGCAAGGACGUGUUUCCUCAAGCUGUGGAACCCAGGCCUCCAGAGAAGAGCCUGGCCGAGAGGCCCCAAGUGGGAUCUGUGGUGCAGAGGACUUCCCCUGGCAGCACCCACAGCCCAGCACGUUCUCCUUGUGCCUUGCCUGUAGCUGAAUGUAAAGAGGGACUUGUGUGCAACGGUGUCCCAGAGACUGAAAAUAAGGCCUCCGAGCAGCCCCCAGGGCUUAGCACCCUCCAGGAGUACCCCACCCCCAACGGGCAUUGUGCCAAUGGGGAGGCUGGUAGGAGCAAGGACUCACUGAGCUGCCAGCUCUCUGCUAUAAGCUGCAGCUCUGCCCACUUACACUCGAGGAACUUGCACCACAAGUGGCUACAUAGCCAGACAGGGAGGCCAUCUGCAACUGGCAGCCCUGACCAGCCUUCUCGCAGCCACCUGGACGACGAUGGCAUGCCUGUGUAUACGGACACUAUCCAACAGCGCCUGCGUCAGAUUGAGUCAGGCCACCAACAGGAAGUGGAGACCUUGAAGAAACAAGUCCAGGAGCUGAGGAGUCGCCUGGAGAGCCAGUAUCUGACCAGCUCUCUGCGCUUCAACGGGGACUUUGGGGACGAGGUGAGUCCUUCAGAGAAAGGAGGACAGGCCCAAAGCACUCAGUUUCAACACACAGAUACUUCAAUCCCCGACUCGGAAAGCAAUCUGGAUCAGAACUCUUUGUCUCGCUGCAGCACAGAGAUUUUCUCUGAAGCCAGCUGGGAGCAGGUGGAUAAACAGGACACGGAGAUGACACGUUGGCUCCCUGACCACCUGGCUGCCCACUGCUAUGCGUGUGACAGCGCCUUCUGGCUCGCCAGCAGGAAACACCAUUGCAGGGACACUGACCGUGUUGAUCAAACGUGGAAUUGUGGGAAUGUAUUCUGCUCCAGUUGUUGUAAUCAGAAGGUUCCAGUUCCCAGCCAGCAGCUCUUUGAACCCAGUCGAGUAUGCAAGUCUUGCUAUAGCAGCCUACAUCCCACGAGCUCCAGCAUUGACCUUGAACUGGAUAAGCCCAUUGCUGCCACUUCAAACUGAAGCUACGUGACCUGGGGCAGGCAGAGGCCAAGCUGCUGUUCCUCUGACAGGCCCACGCAGCCUGGCAGACCGAGAGGCCCGUGCACUUUGGAAUGGGGGCUUGGAACCACCUGUGCAGAGUGACAGAAAUUUGGGAUGUACCACUGGAUUGUAGAUUGAUUUUUCUUUCCUGUUUUUUUUUUUUUUGUUUGUUUUUAAAUCUCCCCUUUCCAUGCUCCCCUGGUUGUCUUGAGGGAAAAAAAAAAAAAAAGGAAAAAAAAAUGUAAUGGAAUGCCAGAGAUUGCCAGGCCCCAAGUAACUGUAGAGCCGCCUGUUGUUAGGCGAUGCUGAGGGUUGGCUUGGUUUCUCAGGAUGGAAGGAGGCUGGUCAGAGUCGGGAGUGGAGGCCUGAGAUAAUGUAUGGGGAAGAGCCAGGGCUAACAUUUGUGACCUUCCUCACGCCACAUCAGAGCUGGCUGGAAGCAUCUUCCCCUAAGAGCAUUACCCUGGGUGCCCUCUCCCUCCUGCAAGGGACCAGUCCCACCUACAGACAGAUGAGAUUGGCUUUCGGGGGAAGGAAGGCGUAUGUUGUUCUGAGGCAAGUGAGAGGGGAGGGGCUGGAGAUGGGUGGUCAGCAUGCUCUCCCCGUGGGAUUGUGUUUAACUUGAUCUAUGGCUCCCUUCGCCAGGCUGUGUCGUGCUUCCCAUGCUUCCCACUCUCAGGCAUAAACGUGCAGACUGGCCAGAGUGCUGUUGCUGUGGCCAAGGCCAAAGCCUGCCCUGAGCCCAGGCACCUGGUCCCCCAAACAAUCUCGUCCUUGGCUAGCACAUGGAAAUCCAGACUCAGGGUUCCCAAAAUCCCCCACUCCCAAAGCAAACAAAUCAUGGACCUCCCCCUUAAGGGGUAGAAUCAGCCUUUUAGAGUUCAAGCCUCUGGAAAUGGGGCGUGUCCCAUACAAUCAGCCUUCCUCCUCCUGCCCUGCUCCUGUGCUGCUGGCAGAGUGAGGGCCCACUCGGUGACUCUGCAGUCCUUAGAGAAGUGACACAGCCCGUAAGCAAUUCAGGGCACCUCCCCUCAGUGAGCUUUGAUGUGGUCCCAAAAGAGCCUUAAAUCAAGAAUAUUUGUGGUGGAGGUGGGUAUGGGGAAGGGGUGGAGAGUUUAGGUUUGUGCAUUGUAAUCUUGGUUGGCAUCCAUGUUUUGUGCCUGCCCUCCCUUUUGUGGGUAGGGCCACGCUUGGGUCUGCUAAAGCUGCUAAGUGGUCACAAGGCGGAUUGUGGUGAGUGGUGGGGAUGAGACCAGGGAACUCUUCUGAUGCUUUCUGGAAGCAGUUCCCUGUUCCAAGACAAGCUCUGUCUCAGGAAGGUGGCUCCUGUGUGUGCCUGGACAUUAUUAAGAUGGGGCCCAGAAGCCAUCCCUGGAGCAACCAAUCCAGGCAAAGCCAAGAGCACCUGAGCACGAGCCCAACUUCCCAGUGGCAGCAGGUUGCGGAGUUUGAAUUUCGUGAAACAGGGUGUCGUUCUCCACACUCUGUGUGGUCUUCCCGUGCAGAUAGGGAGAAGUCAGUCUAACUGAUAUUGUGCAUUUCUUAGUGACAGGUGCCAAGAGGUUAUGAUACGGGUUUCUUGGGUCUGAUGUACAGUGUGAAUAAAUGCUUGCAGCUCUUAGCCCUUUUUUGAUCAAUGAAGCACUUUUUUAAUAUUUUCCUUUGUAUGUAAAGGAGGAGCCGUAACUCUCCGUAGCUGUACAUAUAACCCCUUUUUCCUAAAGAGGAGUCAGUCAGUGCUCCUAUAUUUUUCAUUUUUUGUCAAAGCAAGAAGUAAAUACUUUAGAACUGUUAAAUAUAUAAAUAAAGUGAAUAAAGUUUAGUGUUCCGCAUGGUA
Molecule: messenger RNA, 6011 nt
Organism: Myotis daubentonii (Daubenton's bat)
Lineage: Eukaryota; Metazoa; Chordata; Mammalia; Chiroptera; Vespertilionidae
Gene: MTMR3
Product: myotubularin related protein 3
Biological process (GO): regulation of autophagy; phosphatidylinositol dephosphorylation
Cellular component (GO): cytoplasm; membrane
Molecular function (GO): phosphatidylinositol-3,5-bisphosphate 3-phosphatase activity; phosphatidylinositol-3-phosphate phosphatase activity; metal ion binding
Source: RefSeq, a predicted model, not a curated record